CUUGUGAGAAAUGGCUAGUGAUGAGUUCAGAUUGGUGUCUCCACAAAUAGAUAAUGAAGGAAGGUUGCCGAGAAAGUUCACAGGAGAGGGACAAGGUGCAAAGAAGAACAUAUCACCGCCGCUAGAAUGGUACAACGUGCCACAAGGAACCAAGAGCCUGGCUCUGGUGGUGGAGGACGUAGAUGCACCGGACCCGAGUGGGCCGAUUGUGCCGUGGACCCAUUGGGUUGUGGUGAACAUACCGCCAACUUUGAACCGUCUCCCUGAAGGGUUCUCCGGGAAAGAAGAGGAGAUGGGUGGUGAAUAUGCUGGGAUCAAAGAGGGUAACAAUGACUGGAAGGUUCCCGGGUGGCGUGGACCCAAGUUGCCAAACCAUGGCCACCGGUUCGAGUUCAGGCUCUAUGCUUUGGAUGAUAAGAUGAACCUUGGUAACAAAGUGACGAAGGAGAAGCUGCUGGAAGCAAUUGAAGGGCAUGUGUUGGGAGAAGCAGUCUUGACGGCCAAUUUCUGAAAAUUUUGGUGUAGUGUAUUGAAAGUGUACUCUUUUGAAUACGUGACCUGAUAUGUAACUCCUUUACUGAUCGUCCUUUAAAUUCUUGUUCUUAUAUAUCCGUGGGCAGGCAAUAUUUCCCAUUGAUUCA
This is a messenger RNA of Pistacia vera, 641 nucleotides long. Its product is annotated as UPF0098 protein CPn_0877/CP_0992/CPj0877/CpB0906. The record is from RefSeq and is a predicted model, not a curated record. The transcript has 2 exons. Bases 11 to 511 code for a protein of 166 amino acids. NCBI's taxonomy places the organism in Eukaryota, Viridiplantae, Streptophyta, Magnoliopsida, Sapindales, Anacardiaceae.